GGCGGGAGGGAUGGAGCGGAGUCCGCGGAGUCACGCCGGGACGCCCCGGGGAGCAGGGGUCGGGUGCAGGGCCCGAGGCCAGUGACCCGCGGGGCAGGGCUGUAAGGAAAACCGCUGGCGGGGGGAGUUUGGAAAAGCCAGGCCUUGGCUGCCCGGGACGAGCCCGUUCCAUGUCGGAGCAGCAUCGCGCCCCCCGGCCAGCCCAGGAGAGCAGAGGGGCGGCUCAGCCCAGGAAAAGGUGACCAGGAUGCAGUACCAUGGGAAGCCCUGGAGGUCCAUGUGCAAGGGGCUGGUCCUGGGGACCCUCCUGACCAGCUUCAUGCUGCUGCUCUACUCCUACGCUGUCCCCCCACUGCAAGUCAGCAUGACAGAGAUCCCCAUCACCUCCUCCUGCUCCUCCAGCCCAGCCCCUGGCCGGGUGCCGGCGGCGACCAACGGCACGGGCGGCCCCUUGGGAGGGCGCUGCCUGCCCAAGCUGAACGUCAUGUUCAUGAAGACCCACAAGACGGCCAGCAGCACCAUCCUCAACAUCCUCUUCCGCUUCGGCGAGAAGCACGGCUUGAAGUUCGCCUUCCCCAACGGCCGCAACGACUUCUACUACCCCUCGUACUUCGAGCGCAGCCAAGUGCGGCACUACCGGCCCGGCGCCUGCUUCAACAUCAUCUGCAACCACAUGCGCUUCCACUACCAGGAGGUGCGCAAGCUCCUGCCACCAGACGCCACCUUCGUGACGGUGCUGAGGGACCCUGCCUACCUCUUCGAGUCCUCUUUCCACUACUUCGGGCGCGUCAUCCCCCUCACCUGGAAGCUGUCGGGGGAGGACAAGCUGGCUGAGUUCCUCUGGGACCCCUGGCAGUACUACGACCCCAACGGGUUCAACGCUCACUACCUCCAAAACCUCCUCUUCUUUGACUUGGGCUACGACAACAACAUGAACGCCAACAGCCCUCAGGUGGAGGAGCACAUCCAGGAGAUAGACCAGCGUUUCCACCUCAUCAUGUUGCUCGAGUACUUUGAUGAGUCCCUGGUGCUGCUGAAGGACCUGCUGUGCUGGCAGCUGGAGGACAUCCUCUACUUCAAGCUCAACGCCCGGAAGGGUUCCACCAUCUCCCGCCUGACACCUGAGCUCUACGAGAAGGCCACCUCCUGGAACCUCAUCGACGCCAAGCUCUACCGCUACUUCAACGCUACCUUCUGGCGGAAGGUGGAGGCCUACGGGAGGGAGCGGAUGGCCAAGGACGUGGCUGAGCUGCAGAGGGAGAAUGAGAAGAUGAAGAGCAUCUGCAUCGAUGGGGGACACCCUGUGGACGCCAGCGCCAUUCAGGAGUCCUCCAUGCAGCCCUGGCAGCCGCUGGGGGAGAAGUCCAUCCUGGGCUACAAUUUGAAGAAGAAGAUCAACAAGAAGCACCGGAAACUGUGCCGCAAGAUGCUGACACCUGAAAUCCAGUACCUGACUGACCUGGGGGUCAACCUCUGGAUCACCAAGCUGUGGAGCCACGUGCGGGACUUCCUGAAGUGGUAGGAGAUGGUGGACACGCUGCUCUCCCAGGGCAGGAACCAGGUGCUUUCCCUUCUUACUCGUGGUGGCUUUUGGUUGGACAUGAGCAGAAGCAGCUGGAGGCUCCACAGAAACGCUGUCACCAUCCUGCUGAGCCCCCACUUGGGCUAUCACCCACCAGCAGGGGAGCGGGACCUCUGCCUCCACCCCUGGAAUCGAGGACUGGGAGGCGGGAUAUUCCCAGCUGGAUCCUUCCCGCAGAAAGGCUGGAGGAGAUAUCCAUGGUGGAUGUGGCCUUGUCACAGCAGGAGCAGGACAUCCAUCCCCACAUGGCUGGAGACGCACCAUGAGGAGGGCAGGGGUGUGGGUCCCCCUCACCCAGGUGGGCAGUGGCCCCCUGAGAGGUGGGCAGACCUGUGGGUGGAGACCCCCAGGGCUCCUGGGUUCCCCCCUCCCACUCUGGCUUUGGGGCUGCGUGUUGGGGCCCACCACACCUGUCCCCACCCAAGGGUGUGAUGAGUGCAGCACUUUCUCAGCCCACCCUUGGGUGUCAGUCUUUGGCCACCUGGAGCAGGCCAAAAGACACCAUGAUGUCCCCAGCUGGGUUUGGAGGAUGGAAAACCCACCACAGGAGCCCUGGUCCCCAUGGGUGAGGGGUGUUGGUGCAGCAGGUCCCCUCCCAACCCCCCACCAUCCCAGUUAGAGGUUCCCAUGGCCCUGGCCCCUGCAGGGGCCAUCCCAGGAGGUCCAUGGGAUCUGGUGAUAACUGGUGUGGGGAGGAGAGUGGGGAGGAGAUGGGGGAGCAGGGGCCGGUGGCCGCCGUCCCAGUGAUGAUGGUGGGGACAAUCCUGGGGUGUCCUGGUUGGGCUGGAUGACACCGGCAACCCCGUGUCCUGCCGAGAGUGGCCCUGGCCAGGCCUGGAGGUGGCACCCACGGCCGAGCCCCCGGCACGACCCGCCCAGCGCCGCUCCCCGCGGGAACACCGGGAAUAAAAGAGCAGUUCUACUUUUGUAA
Molecule: messenger RNA, 2513 nt
Organism: Apus apus (common swift)
Lineage: Eukaryota; Metazoa; Chordata; Aves; Apodiformes; Apodidae
Gene: GAL3ST1
Product: galactose-3-O-sulfotransferase 1
Exons: 4
Coding region: 248-1522 (424 amino acids)
Biological process (GO): myelination; galactosylceramide biosynthetic process
Cellular component (GO): membrane
Molecular function (GO): galactosylceramide sulfotransferase activity
Source: RefSeq, a predicted model, not a curated record